UACUUUACUCUCGUAAUCGUAGACCCAAACCUUAGGAUAUUCCUGUUGUAAACCUUACCUUACAGUAAUACUCCAUAUAUCUGCUCUCACAAUUCAACAUGGCACCAGAACUCCCCAAGGAAUACAAGGCCGGCGUCUUUGAGUCCAAAGGCGCGCCUCUCACUUUCAAGCAGGUCAAGCUUGAACUGCCUAAGGAUGGAGAAGUCCUCGUCAAGGUGCUCGCUUGUGGUGUCUGCCAUUCCGACGCUGCUGUUCAACAAGGUCUCUUCGGAAAUGGCUUCCCGAUUACACCUGGACAUGAAGUGAUUGGCGAAGUCGCUGCGGUUCCGGACAACGAGAAGCGAUGGAAGGUUGGAGACCGAGUUGGAGCUCCCUGGCACGGUGGUCAUGAUGGUACCUGCAAAACAUGUCAACGCGGGCUGUUCCAGAUGUGCGAUAACGAGCAGAUCAACGGAGUCACACGGGAUGGAGGAUACGCCGAAUACGUGACUCUUCGAACAGAAGCCGUGGUUUCAGUGCCUGCAGAUGUCGAUCCGGCUGCGUUCUGCCCUCUGCUCUGCGCGGGGGUCACUGUUUUCAACUCUCUGAGGAAACAGGGUAUUGUCCCUGGCUCUCUCGUGGCCGUUCAGGGUCUCGGCGGGCUUGGUCAUCUUGCCUUGCAAUACACCAGCAAGAUGGGUUACCGCACAGUUGCGAUUUCGAGCAGCGACUCCAAGAAGGACUUUGCUCACCAGCUGGGAGCCCACGACUAUAUCGAUGGGUCAAAGGAGGACGUCGGAGAAGCUCUGGCCAAGAUGGGGGGUGCUUCUUGCAUCAUCUUUACCGCGCCGAACCAGAAACUCAUCCCUUCACUGCUUCAAGGCUUGGGUCCAUUAGGCAAACUGCUCAUUCUGGCGGCCUCCGCUCCUGUUGAGGUCAACACCUCAUCCAUGAUCCAACUUGGAUUGAGCAUUGUCGCCUGGCCCAGCGGUCACGCACUCGACAGCGAGGAGGCAAUCGAGUUUGCCAGGGUCCACGAUGUCAAUGUCAUGAUUGAGAAAUUCCCUCUUGACAAGGCCAAUGAAGCUUUGGACCAUAUGGUCCAAGGAAAGGUCAGAUUCAGGGGAGUUCUUGUUCCGUAGACGGGAAGACCAUUCCAUGGCCUCGAAGAUAUGAUGGACCAGUCAAUGAAGACUGUAAUGUCAAUUGACUUACCUAUGGUGGAUGGAGUGCCAUACAACACAUGAAGCAGCUACCAAGUAGAUAAUCCUCACGCAAUGAUUUGAAAUGCCUGGAUAGUUCCUUCCUGACCGGUAACGUGCAAUAGUUUGCGGUCAAUGCACCCUCUGCCUUCACUAUGCUGGGAUUUGAAAUUUUAU
Molecule: messenger RNA, 1358 nt
Organism: Exophiala viscosa
Lineage: Eukaryota; Fungi; Ascomycota; Eurotiomycetes; Chaetothyriales; Herpotrichiellaceae
Product: alcohol dehydrogenase
Exons: 6
Coding region: 99-1121 (340 amino acids)
Cellular component (GO): cytoplasm
Molecular function (GO): alcohol dehydrogenase (NAD+) activity
Source: RefSeq, a predicted model, not a curated record